Molecule: messenger RNA, 5047 nt
Organism: Trichogramma pretiosum
Lineage: Eukaryota; Metazoa; Arthropoda; Insecta; Hymenoptera; Trichogrammatidae
Exons: 8
Coding region: 589-3696 (1035 amino acids)
Source: RefSeq, a predicted model, not a curated record
CUCGCGAAUCCGAGUCAGUUCUCGGUGCACACUUAGCUCGUCGCGUGUACUUCGCGCAUCGAUACAUAGCAUACCUCGAGUAAAAGUACCUAUAACAACAACAACAACAACACUUAUGUACUUGAAUAGGUACUAUUCGCGGACGUAAGCCUGAAUUAUUGAUAACGACAGGUGGCCGCGGCAAAGCUCCAUUUUCGUACAACAAAAUCUCCUGCUCCCCCGUUUUUAUACGUUUUCAUUUUUACCAAGUGUCAGUGCGCGCAAAUGUGAACCCUUAUUCUCCAAUUGACAAUCAUAAACAAGUGCCAAAGUGUCAAAUUAGUGCGGGUUUGUGUAACUAGAGUACAACUGAAAUAAUAAUAAGUAAAAAAAGAAACAAGUUACUUUUGACGUAUCUUGGAAUAAGAACGAUGAUACGUCCUUCCCGUAGCUCGUAUACGGGAAUAGAGGCGUGAAUCGAGGAUAAAAAGCUCGACUUUGGCCGAUGAUAUGAGACGAUGAAUCCUGCACGGAAGGAUUGCACCGACUCGAAAACGGGCUGCUGCAGCAUUCGACAAGGUUGCAUUCGGUUCUUAACAACCGAUCUAUAUGGGGCAAUGCGUAUCUACUAAGGCGGGCGCUGUCAUCGCAGCAUCCGGCUACUCGUCAUUUGACCGCAUCAUGGAUAAAAAGUCCUCGAAACAUAAGAUUCUUAACAAGAAAAAAGAUUCUACCAAGGGGACCGAUAUGUCGCUUAAAAAGAAUACAAACAGCGGUUUACCCAUACCGAUCGGUCGUAAGGAGGCAUCACGCUCAAAAUCCGUAGGACCAGAUCGUUACAAACAGAAAAAAAUGGAGGACGAUUUUCAUUUUACUGGUCCAACUCGUCAUCCUGGUUCGGCGUCGGGACGAUCCACUCCGCGGCUAGCUCCACCGAAAAAAGAAGCCAGUGGUGUGCCUUUACGAACCAACAGAUUUGGUUUUCGCACUCCCAAUCAACGGUUCACCGACAAAGUAACCGACAUUUCUUACAAUAACUUUGUUAAAAACAUUCAACAGCCAAAGACUGGCUAUGGCGUUCGAAAGGAUCAGACCACUUGCAGGUCGUAUCCGCAGUCGAUGAGACCUCAGUCAUCGCCAAUAAAUCAACGCUUGGUGAACGAUAAUUAUAAGAAUAACAACGUUGAUUUCAACAAAAGGACUACUGAUACGGUAGUUGCCAAAUAUACACUUCAGUCGUCGAAUUUGCCUAGGCCUCAAGUAGCAAGGAUGGCAAAAUUUACAAAAACAGCAGUCAAUCAAAGCAGAAGGGCAGGCACGUCGUAUUGCAGUUCAAAAGAUGGGUCCAGCACGGAAGAUUCCGGUCUCGGUAGCCAAAAUGGGGUGCAUUCCAUUGAACGUUCGGCUCGCAGAAAAGUCCGAAAGCUUGGAGUCGUCGUUAAAGGAAAAAAGUUUGACGUUGUGGACACGGACGAAGACGAUACAAUAACAGAAAUAUCAGUCAUUCCAUUGCCCGAAGAUCUGUGCUUGCCUAUUCCAGUAGGCCGUUCGAGCCCUAAAGUUAAUCGGACCACUGGUACAGUACGAGAGAGAACUAACUUGUAUCAGAAAAAUUUGCAAAUGGCAAAAGAUAAUAAAUUGUCGAAGACUUCAUCGCUUACGGUAUCAAUGACUUCAUCAAUGGCAUCAUCGGAGGGCUGCGGCGAAGAGGUGAAAGUUAUGAAAGACGCUAAAAAAUCAGAAAAAUUCACUGGAUCUGCUUAUCAAGCGGUUAUGGCAGCAAUGACGGCUAUGACAGAAAGUCAGCAAAUACCGGAGUCGACAUCGUCUAGCUCCGAUGAGCAAGACCAAUUUGGCAAUGGCGGAGAGGCCUUAUUCGAUAUGGUAGUGCCAUCGAGCGAAGAAGAGCCCCAGAUUCAGAGAAUCGACGAUAUUCCGAUGAAAGCUGUUAACACAGUAUCACAAAGUACAUCGGAGCACUUCCAAACUAUAACGAACGUAGCAAAGACCGGCGCAUUGCCGAGCAGCACUUUGAGAUCGGUGCUGCUGAGUAUCGAGGAUCCGGCAUUUGCUGCGGUUGCGGCCACCACUACUGCAAUGAUCGAUGAUGAGACUUCGCCGCUAGAAAACUUUACUGGACUCGACAGCCCAAACAGCACCUUUACGCAGCUUGAGAUUGAUUUGGACAACGCAAAUGACAACUGCGAGGCCGAACAAUUGGAUGCGGAGAGCCCAGUAUCGUCGAAUUCCGGUUGCCUAUCCGUGUCCGUAUGCAUGUCCGAAGGGAAAGACUUUUUCGACGACGAGAUCGAAGACCAGCCUGGCCUCAUGUUUGCUGAUAACGAAGACAUGAAUUUCAACGACAGUCUUACGAUCAGCGAUAUUGUCGCUUGCAUAAAAAACAAAAAUGGCGAGGUCAAAGCAAACGAGAGCGUGGAGAGCAGUCCGCGUUUGACGCGAAAAACCGAAAUUGCCGACAGCCUGUCUUCCUGCGACUCGAUCGCAUCCGACGAUCUCAUGAUGGACUACGAGCCCAGUGAAGCUGACUCGUGCGAAAAUGUCAUGCAAAGCCUCGAAGAUGCCACUAGUAUGCUGCAACUGGAUUCCAUUAUAAAUAUUGCCAACAACAACAUCAACGAGAUGGCUAGAAAUAAUCAGAAUGAAAUUGACUUGGCAAAUUCUCGAUCACGACUUCAACAGCUCAACAGCCGUUCGGGCACCGAUUCGCCGAGGUCGCUCGACAGCACAAGAUCUCGACAAAUUUACAGUCCGCUGAGAACACCAACACAAAUCGGUACGAAACUGCCCAUACCAUUGGACAUCAGCAGUCCGAGGGAUGAAGAUUUGGUCACGAUCGAUCGCACGACUUUGAACAACUGCUAUCACGAUAUCGUUACGAUGAAGACGAUAAUAUUAAAAUUAAAACGGGUCAUUCAGGAGCCUGGAGAGAACGGGUUGACGAGGAAUUUCCCUCUCACCCCAUUCGAGGUGCAGAAUGGUCUCUCCGACUUGAUUGAGCCCAGCUUGGAGGACACAGUUGAUACCAUGGGUACAACGACGUGCUCCGAAAGCUCCACAGAUAGCCAUCAUCCUGUCAAAGUCAGUGUUUCGACGCAAACUCCAGUUAGCGAUUCCGCUCAUAGGAGGCUCAGCUCGGCCACCCCCGAUAGCGCACACGUGAAAUUGGACAACGACGAAGUGCUCCAGUUGAAAAAGCAAGUCCAAAUUUGCAAAGCAAAGCUGCAAGAGAAGGAUGCGGAGAUUUUCAAACUCAAAGCCGAUGUACAAGAGUAUCAGCUUCACCAUGGCAGGAUCCAGGGUAUCAGAUAUUCACCGGAUGAAAGCCUCUGCACGCCAUCGGAAAAAUUGCGGCCAGCAUCCUUGCUACCGCCACUGUCAAACAAUAGUAGUAGCACUGGAUCGCUCGCGAGGAUAACAUACUCGAACGGGUCGUCGACUCGAAGUUCAACGCCGAGAUCGUCACCGCCGAUGCCGCGGCAGCAGAAAUCGAUACCCACACGAAUCCAAGAACCGAUGAGGUCGUCGCUACCGAGUCUACAGAGGUUGCAGUACCCUAGGCCCGUGAAAACGCUACAAUCGCCUGAAAGCCCACAAAUGCGUAAAUCGCUGUUACCAACGCCACCGUUAGCAGCAAAAAGAACGACAGCCGCGGCAGGGAUACCGAAGGCUCGCGCCCACUCGGCUCCUCGACGCUAGAUCGCCAACAAUAGUAUCAAAGUACCUUUUGGGGAAAGAGAUUUUCUAUGAUCGUAGUAUCUACGUUGUAAAUUGUUGAUUUUUUAUUUUGUUAAACGCGCUGAUGACUGGAUAACAGUGGAACAAAGAAAUUUUGUUUAUUUCUGACUCCAACGAUUUCAUAUCUAAAUCGUAAAUUGUAAUUUAGUUUUUAUUUUCAUUAUUUGAACUGUCAUGUUAUUUAUUAAAAAACGGACUUUGUUAUUCAGGCAUCAGCGGACAGUUGAAGAAUGAUCAGAAUCUCCUAUAUUAGGUAUAUUUUCGCUAUGUUGUGUACAUAUAGUUUAUCGAGCGAAUCUUCGAUUAUGUACCUACAAUAAAUUCAAAUUUAUUUACUAAUGAAAAAAUUUGUAAAUGCGUGCCUGUUAGUGUCGUAUGGAAAUAUCACAUGCGACGAAACGAUCAAAUUCUUUUAUUUAUCAUUACGAAAUUAAUAUUUUUAUUAUAACUUUUAGAUAUAUGAUUCAGAUUCCUAUUUAUUCAUAGUCGCUCUGAUAGUGCAAUGUAUCUUUUCUAAUUUAUCGUUUGAGUUUCGGUAUACUAGAACGCAAUAGAGGUAAAUAAUUCAUCAGUAUUUGUGAAUGAUUGGAAGAGUGAUUUUUACAUUAUGAAUUCAGUAGAGUACUUACAUAGUUUAAUGAUUUGUGUCUUUACUAUUAUGGCUAUACUCAGUAGCUAUUGGAAAAGUACUUAAAAUAUGAUAAAUUCAAAAGUAAGUCUUUAAUGAGCAUAUUUUUGAAAUUAUAAUACGUUAUCGAGUGCUUUCCAAAAUGAUAAAGAGGAUUUAAAUUUUUUGAAUGAGUGAGACUUUUAUAUGAGAGUGAUGUAAAUGUUUAUGUGCAGCUGAGACUAGCUAAAUGCUAAAUGAUUUCAUUGAUUUUUACGAAAAAUAUUAGUAGCAACAUUCAAGUUUUAAGAAAACAUCACUCCACUAUUAAACUUGUAAGCAGCCAAAAAAUUAUUUUCAAGAAAGUAAUUAUGUAAAUAUGUUGAUUGUAAGAAUACUUAGUAUGGUAUUUUUAUGUAAAGUAAAUUACUGGUAGUCUUAAAUCCAGUUAACAUCAAAUGAGGGAACACAAGUUGUUUGAGUGACUAAAAAACUUUUUUUAAGUCAUUAAAAACUGAGAUUUUUGAAGGAAUAUGUAAAAAGCAUGGAUAAUGAAUAAGAUAUGAAUUGCUGUAAAUUUGAUUUUCAAUGCAUCCGAAAUUUAAUCAUGUAUAAAAAAUAAAACUCAUGAAUGUGCCAUUUGGCAAAGUCUCAAAUAUAAACUGCAAGAUGAGUAAAUAAAUCACAUUUGCAAAUGAAAAAUUA